Messenger RNA from Suillus subalutaceus, 1018 nucleotides. Its product is annotated as ATP10 protein-domain-containing protein. The record is from RefSeq and is a predicted model, not a curated record. Lineage: Eukaryota; Fungi; Basidiomycota; Agaricomycetes; Boletales; Suillaceae. Gene Ontology annotation, cellular component: mitochondrial inner membrane. Bases 4 to 891 code for a protein of 295 amino acids. The transcript is spliced from 4 exons. Gene Ontology annotation, biological process: mitochondrial proton-transporting ATP synthase complex assembly.
CAAAUGCUUGUCCGUCCACUCGUCCAUGCACAGUGGCAAGAAACAGCUACCCUGCGCAGAUUUAUUCAGCUUCCAAGAUGUACAAGGAAUUUGACUUCUGGAGCUAAUGGAUCUGCGGAAAAGAGACCGUCAGCGAAGGCAACUUCCGAUGAGUUGACAACGACGUUACCGUUUCUGCAGCGCCCGCUCGGUGUGAAGGAGAGACCUUCGCCUGUCCUGAAAACAUGGGCGGACACCAGGGAGGAGCUGAUGAAUCAGGAGACGCGCUUGGCACAAAGAGAGCACCUGGUGAAAGAAGCCACGAAGGGCUAUUUUACUGACCUCAAUGCAACAAGGAGGCACGGUGGCAAAACGUGGAUAGCACCUAAUGUGAUGAUCCGUGAGGACAAAGCACUUUAUUUCCCAAACAUCGUCGGGUCAAGCCUGGAUACGAAAUCUAAGAAACAUACCACCAGCAUGUGUGAAGGUCGUAUCUCCGUUAUAUCUAUGUUGUCCACAAGGAUGUCAGAAAUACACGUGAAUGGCUUCACGAUACCAACAAAUGAAAGGUAUCUCUCGAACUCGCUGUACCAAUAUGUGCAGAUAAACUUGCAAGAAAACCUUCUGAAGUCCUUUCUCGUAUCGCUAUUUCUAUCAUCAAUAGCCAAGUCGGUCCCCCCAGAGCUACACUCGACAUACUUAGUAUCCAGUCAGAACAUGGAGUUCGUGCGCGAGCACCUUGGUAUGGUGAACAAACACGUCGGGUACGUCUACCUUGUGGAUGACAACCUCAAGGUUAGGUGGGCUGGCUGUGCAGAUGCCAAGGUAGAGGAAACAAAUGCACUUGAGCAAUGUACGGGAGUACUGUUAAGCAGGCUAGACAAAAAAAGAUCUGCCAAAGCUUCACGAUAGUUCCACGAUAGUACUACCCAAGCAAAUCGUGUCAAGUACCUAUUCGUUAUUUAAAUUAGUAAUAGUAACAGCAUGGCAGACUUUCUACAAGCUAGAAAGUUGUUUGUCCGUGUUGGCUACGUGUCGU